GGGGGGGUGGGGGAGCGGGGAGAAGGCGGAGAGAAGAAACCAACCAACCAACCAAGCCACCCCCACCCCCACCCACCUCAGACCUGGUUUACGGCUCCAGGCUUAGUCCCCUGUGAGGCAGCUGAUUGGUUGGUGGGGGGUUGGUCCCUUCCCUGUGACCCCAAAGUGCUGAAGGGGGGCGGGGGUGGCCCUGUGCAAAGUGCACCCAGAAAGCCCCCUGCCUUGAGCCCCCUGGCCGGCACCUUCCCGCCUCCGGCACCAUCAAACCCUGCAGGAGGUGAUUUCUUCCUGCCCAGAGACCUUCCCGGUCCCCCCACAACUGCGGCGCUCCUGCCCCUGACAUCGGCAACCCCCUGCCCUGAGCACCCUAACUGGAUCUCCCCCCUUUUUCCUGACCUGGACUUCCUCCCUCCCCCACCCCCUGCCUUGAGGUUCCCCUAAAUUAGGAUUCCCUCCACCCCCUCUGCUGUCUUGAUGCUCGCCGGGCUGAGACGGAGGCGCUGAGAAGAAUUGGAAACACCAAGUGAUUUGGCCCUGAGGUGAUUUUUUUUUAAAUGGAGAAGUUGGUGGCUGCGGUAGCCGCUGAAAGGAGAAGAAACAGCUGAGGAAAAAAAAGGCUAACUGGAUACCUAAAAACAGGAAGAUUUCUUCUGCCAUUUACCCACGGAGAGGCAGUGAAAGUGGGACCAGCUUCCAGUACAAAGGUAAAAGAACCGUAUUUGCUAUGUGUUCUGGACACCCAAAUUUAGCAGAAUUCCCCAAAUUGUGCCUUAUGAGCACAAUGAUCACUGGCACACAUAGCAAGAGAAGUGAAAUUCUUCAAUAAGGUGAAUCCCAAUGACCCAAUGAAUCUUUUGUAAAAAGUCGACUCAGCUAGGAUGUUACACCACCACUGUCGAAGGAACCCUGAACUACAGGAAGAAUUACAGAUUCAGGCAGCAGUGGCUGCUGGGGAUGUUCACACAGUACGAAAGAUGUUAGAACAGGGCUAUUCUCCAAAUGGCAGAGAUGCUAAUGGGUGGACCCUGCUUCAUUUCUCUGCAGCAAGAGGAAAAGAAAGAUGUGUACGAGUAUUUCUUGAACAUGGAGCUGAUCCCACAGUUAAGGACUUAAUUGGAGGCUUCACUGCUCUUCAUUAUGCAGCCAUGCAUGGUCGAGCCCGGAUUGCACGCUUGAUGUUAGAAUCUGAAUACAGAAGUGACAUUAUCAAUGCAAAAAGCAAUGAUGGUUGGACUCCCCUCCACGUAGCUGCUCACUAUGGUAGGGACUCAUUUGUCAGACUCCUGCUAGAGUUCAAGGCUGAGGUCGAUCCACUGAGUGAUAAAGGUACAACACCGCUUCAGCUAGCCAUUAUCCGAGAGAGGUCAAGCUGUGUGAAAAUCCUUCUGGAUCACAAUGCCAAUAUCGACAUUCAAAAUGGUUUCCUGUUACGAUAUGCUGUGAUCAAAAGCAAUCACUCAUAUUGCCGAAUGUUCCUUCAGAGAGGGGCAGACACAAACUUGGGUCGCUUAGAAGAUGGACAGACACCAUUACACUUGUCUGCCCUUAGGGAUGAUGUGCUUUGUGCCCGAAUGUUAUAUAAUUAUGGAGCGGACACUAACACAAGGAACUAUGAAGGACAGACCCCAUUGGCUGUUUCAAUAAGUAUUUCUGGAAAUAGUCGACCCUGUUUGGAUUUCUUACAAGAAGUAACAAGGCAGCCCAGAAACUUGCAGGACCUGUGCCGAAUUAAAAUUCGCCAAUGUAUAGGCCUUCAAAACCUAAAACUACUUGAUGAACUACCAAUUGCCAAGGUCAUGAAAGACUACUUAAAACACAAAUUUGAUGAUAUCUGAUAUCAGUGGGACAUCAUGAGCAAGAUUAGGAGAUAUAUACCAGAUACUUAAAAGGCUUGUUGCCUUGCACAAAGUAUAUCCUAUGCAAUUUCUGAUUUGCUGUGAAGUCAGAAGGCAGGUAUACACUUCGGGUUUUUUGUUUGUUUUUCACUGUAGGGGAGGGAUUUUUUUUUUUACCACAUGCUAGAAGGUCUUAAUUUUGGUUUCUUGGUCCAAGUUUAAAAGGUCCAAGCUUUCUAUACAAUAUUGCAUUUAGAAAAUUGUUGUGUUUGUUGUUAUUGUUGUUGGGUUUUUUUUUGUUUUUUUUUUUAAUGAAGCGUGCAGGUUUGGAAUAGAGAAUUUACCCUUUUCAGAAUGUUUAUGGUUUCCAUUGGCACGCAUGGUAUUGUAAACCAGCUGAGCAGUUAUUAAGCUGAGUGAGGUUUGGAGGUAUAGUUUUAUCUGGGGGGGUCCAGGGAUAUGCUGGAAAAUGCCAUAAGAAAUUUUAAAAUAAAUACAGUCACCCCAUUCCAUUUUAAUGAAUACAAAUUGGCUGUUUUAUACAGUUCUUUUCCUAAUUGCUAUAGCUAAGAUACCAUAAAUCUAGUACCUCGGCUUUUCUGUUAGUGUGCUCGUGUUUUUAACUUUGUUUUUUAAUAACAGUAGUACACUACACAGAGACAUUGUGUCUCACUUUCUCUUUGUCUCUAGUUGAAUAUGUUCUUUAAAAAAAGUUAAUGGGAAAGAAAAUAACUUUAUAAAGCUAAUCUAUUCUGUUUCUAAAACAGUGCCUCCGGUGCAAUAACCUUUCUGGUGUAUUUUUUACAUUGUUUUAUUUAAUGUUCAUCAUUCCAUAGCCAGCUUAGAUAUGUCCAUGAAAGUAGGAACUGACUGCCACUUUAAUUUUUUAUUGCCAUACCAUAAUACAUUGAUUGAAGUUUUGAUUUUAACAUCUUUCCUGGAUACAUACUUUUACUUCACUCCAAGCAUAGAUUUCACACUCAUGUUGGUAGGUCUCUUUAAAAAUGUAGUCCAAAAUUUGAUGAAAACAUUUUGCUUCAAUACAGUUAAAUAAUUUGGUAUAGUUUCAAUUUUUUUUUCUGAUUAAAUUGUAAUAAAAUGUCUGUGGGGUACAUAUUUAGUAAAUCCACGUAAUUCAUAAUACAAUAACAAAAUUUACUCUAUAUUUUGAAAAUUAUUAUACUGAAUGGUUUUAUUUUCUAAGUUGACCGGGCACAUAUUUGCACUGUAAACAUAAGACAUGAUGAAGUGUCUUAGUAAUUGACAAGAUUUCUGGGACCCAUAAAGAUCUGAGAUGAUGCCCUUGGAAAUGUUUUCUGCACAUGCUUUGGCAUCAUAUUAGCUUCAGGAUGUCAUCGUUCUUAAUGUUUUUGUAGACUUUUCACAGUUUUAGGUACUGGUAAUGAGUUUGUUAUCAGAAACUUAGGUGCUGAAGCAGUUAUUAUUUUCUGUAUUGCUAGUUUCAGAUCAGAAAAUGUGAGGGAAAUGGUUUAACCGAAAAAUGUAGCUAAAUUCAGAAUUAGGCCUCCACUUUGGCUUUAUCUCUCUAGAGCCAGAAGUAGUAGCUUAAGCACAAAGCUUAAUGGUAGUGUGAAUGCACAAUAUCCAGUGGCAGUGAGGAUUAUCUUACUGUGUUGUGCCUAGGCAGUGAGCAGGUUUUCAAAAAUGGAGACCUAUAGAAAGAAGAGAUAGAUAAUAUGAUUCAUAAAGCUUUUCAAUUUCAGGAUACCAGUUAAAAAGUGGCCUAAUUCAGUAAUGACUGAAGAGUUAUUAUCACUUGGGCAUAGUGGGAUUUGAAUUGGUCUGUGCUUUUCAUAGUAAAAAAGUUAUAUGCCUCCCAAAAAUGGUCUCCAAAGAGAGGUCACAUACUUAAUAAAGGGGGAGUCUGAAAUUAACUGCCUUCUCAUUCCAUUAGGUGAUUCCCAGGACAGGGAUUAAUAAUGGUCAAAGAGGGACACUUGAAUUGUCUGAGUCCACCUGGUUCCUCUCCAUGUAUGUCACAGUGUCUAGUCCUAUAAUCUGAGGAAAUUGCAGCACCUGGGUAUGAUGAGGUGAGGGUAGGAUGGCAUGGGAGCCUUGCACUCUUUAAUUUCUUGUCAUUCCAGAGCAGUAAUGUUAGUUAUCUUAAACAUAAGAUUAUUCCCCCAUAAUUGUUAAUUUAUUAAUUUAGUUUAAAAUUUUUCUUCCCCCAUUUUGAUUCAAAAGUGUUACAUCAGUAUUUUCUAAGCUGAUUUAGCCACUGAGUUUUAGUCAGGGAGUUCCAGAUAAACAAAUCAGAUUAAGGUAAAUUCUUUGUUCUGUGUUGCUGCUGUGACUUCAGAAAAAUUAUGAGAUCUUCCUGAAAAUGAAAUUUCUAUUUAAUGAAGAAUUGUAUAAUUCCAUUAUUUAUUUGAAAUUUGAUUAUUCUGGUAACUUAAAAAGAACACUUUAUUUUGUUGUUGUUAACAAAAUCCCAAUCAUAUAUCACAUUUAACAAUAUCUAAAAUUUAUCUAGGUAAUUGGUCAAAUUUAUUGAUUAAAAUGCUAGUCUGUAUUUUAAUUUGAUUUACAUGGAGCCAUUCUGUUGUCACAAUUUGGAUAGAAAGAACAAGGACUUUUAGAAAACAAACUGAUUUGAUUAUACCAGAAAAUCUUGACUACAAAAAGUUGAGGCCAUAUUAUAAUUUUCAUUGAUACUCAUAGUUUUCUUUUAAACUACUUUAUUUAACUUAUUACUAAACCUUUAAAAAAUAUAUUUGGCAAAUACACCAAAGACGCAGGCGAGUAAAAGAUUAUGAUCAUUAAUGAACUGCAAACCUCAUCCUUUAAAACUAAGCAGAGUGUUUUGUAAAUAUUUGUGUUUAUAAAUGUACAGCAGAGUAAGAGUGUUUUUUAGAUUAUUUAAUUCCCAUAUUUCUAAACUAUUUACUACGUUAUAGUCCAUAUUCGUUAGUUUGAAAGGCUUUUGACUGUUUUGGUUUUUAAUUCAUUAUCACUCAUGCUUGGAACAGCACUUCAGCUAAAGAAUGUAGUGUUCUGGCUGGAGUUGGCAGUAGCAGAAGUGCACAUCUGGACAAAGAGGAGCAUGAUUCAUUUCUCAUACACACCCUGAAAGAGAAGAGAAUGUGUAGUUUGAUUACCAGAGUGGACCAUGAGGAAAUUGAAAUUCUAACUUUUCUGCAAAGUUGCUCACUAGCCCAAAAUGUGAUUGGGAUAAGAACAACUUCCAAUUUGCCCACAAAUUUAGCUUCCAUGUAACUCCUUGUGUGUUAUAUCAUAAUGUAUUUUGUUCUUCCUUUGUAAUGUAAGUUUUGUUUGGGUCAAUUUGAAUUUAAAAAAAAAAACCUAAACCUGGUUUAAAAAAUA
Molecule: messenger RNA, 5180 nt
Organism: Phascolarctos cinereus (koala)
Lineage: Eukaryota; Metazoa; Chordata; Mammalia; Diprotodontia; Phascolarctidae
Gene: ASB7
Product: ankyrin repeat and SOCS box containing 7
Biological process (GO): intracellular signal transduction
Molecular function (GO): protein binding
Source: RefSeq, a predicted model, not a curated record